Molecule: messenger RNA, 3399 nt
Organism: Podospora bellae-mahoneyi
Lineage: Eukaryota; Fungi; Ascomycota; Sordariomycetes; Sordariales; Podosporaceae
Gene: GLG2
Product: glycogenin glucosyltransferase
Exons: 7
Coding region: 886-2997 (703 amino acids)
Cellular component (GO): cytoplasm
Molecular function (GO): glycosyltransferase activity
Source: RefSeq, a predicted model, not a curated record
GAAUACGGCCGAGCCGAAGGGUGAUAGUUGGGUAGCUAUGCUAUACAUACCCUAGACUGAGAAACAAAACUUUCCCGGUAGCCAACGUUAUCGUCGUUAUAGCACUCACGCCACCAGUGGCGGCAUGCUGCAGACGCGCAGAAGGGACGCUCUGCAAGCCACCACCCAUGAGGUGUCUCGCAAAUGUAACAUCAAAAACGGUGUUGACGUCCAAAUCUUGGCAGGUGAGAUCUCCCACUGGGCUCUUGGUUACAACGUCUCUUGAUACCCAAAGACGCUGGAAAAAGCCAUACAGAGUGCCCAAGGUUGAUGUCCACUCUCUUGAGGGCCGUAACACAGGAAGGAGAACCAAACAGAUCAUCGCGACAAGAAGACCUGCGGUAGCCCCGCUGCUCUGCACCGGGCCCUGCUGCUUCAAUGCAAGAGCUGCCGCAUGCUGCAGGCUGCAAGAAGGAAUUAUCAAAAGGUGCCGUUGGGUUGCACAUCGCCAUGGGCCGGUCAGGCAAAAAGAUGAUUUGAUGGUGGUGGUGGUGGUGGUAGUGGUAGGGUACCCAAGGUAAUAACCGAUGGGGCAGACGUCAGGGGUGUCAAUUAUUAGCGCUUGCGGCACAACAAGCUAGGGAAGCUGCUUAGCUCCAUUUCCAUCCUCUUCAGUCGCCUUCGUCCAGUCUUCCUGCCACAUCCUGCCUGCAUCUUUAAACAUCUCCCAGUUCGGGCCCGACAAACUUCGUCCGUUCUUAUUUUUGGUCUUCAAGUCUUUGUUGUCUGUGGCUCUUCUGCUUUGCUAUCUUCCACUUGCCUUGUUCUGUACCAUUAUCGCUCAACACAUAUCACGUACCACGCACAUACGCUCCCCCAAGGUUCGACAUCUAAUACACCGCCGCCAUGGUCACGGGCACGAAGAAGGAGGACGUGUACGCAAGUCUCCUCCUGACGGACACAUAUCUCCCCGGUGCUCUUGUCCUUGCCCACUCAUUGCGCGAUGCCGGCACCACCAAGAAGCUCGCCAUCCUUGUCACACCAGACACCGUCUCGACCGAGACUGUAUACGACUAUGUCAUCUAUGUCGACCGCAUCCGCAAUGGCAAGCCCGCCAACCUCUUCUUGAUGAACCGCCCGGAUCUCCACUCGGCCUUUACCAAGAUCAACCUGUGGAAACAGACCCAGUUCCGCAAGAUUGUCUACAUUGAUGCCGACGUUGUUGCUUACAGAGCCGUGGAUGAGCUCUUCGAUCUCCCACAUGCCUUCUCGGCGGCUCCCGAUAUCGGAUGGCCCGACUUGUUCAACACCGGUGUCAUGGCCCUGACCCCCAACAUGGGCGACUACUAUGCCAUGAUGGCUAUGGCCGAACGCGGCAUCUCGUUUGACGGCGCCGAUCAGGGCCUCUUGAACAUGCACUUUGGAAACACAUAUAACCGCCUCAGCUUCACCUACAACGUCACGCCUUCAGCUCACUACCAAUAUGUUCCCGCCUACCGCCACUUCCAGGGCAGCAUCAACAUGGUGCACUUCAUUGGAGCCGACAAGCCGUGGAGACAGGGACGCGAAAGCACCACGGACGCCGGACCCUUCGAUGAGAUGACCGGAAGGUGGUGGGCUGUUUACGACAGACACUACCACAAAGAGGUAGGUCCGGACCGCAGCGGCCGAAAGAAAUCACUAAUUCCGGGGCAGGCCGGACACGCGCCCAGCAUUGUUCAGCACUUUGUCAAGGGAGAAUACAACCCAACGACCCGUUAUGUCGUGCCCACUGGCGAACCCAACGGUCAGCAAUCCCCUACCCCCUCGCAAGAGGAACACCAGGGGAACCAGGAUCAUGUUGCCCACUCUGGAGACCAUCAUGUCCAUCAUGAGAGUCAGGAUCACAUCCACCAGGAGGAACACACUUCCGCGGAACCCAAGGUGACGAAUGAAUCUGGAGGUGCAUAUACUGAGACGUUGCCGCAAACAGGAUGGGAUGCCCAGAGGAGCUCACCCCCGACCGAUUCCGGGCCCGAGGCCGCAAACUUCCCCCGCACACACUACGAGAUGUCAAGAGACACUUCGCAGUUCCAGGCACCCGACCGCUACCCCAGCCCUCCCAGCAACAUGUGGUACUCGGUACCGAACGAGCGCGAUCAGCCCAAGUCUGUUUUCCCGUGGGAAAACAAUGCGCCUCGCCCCACCCGCGUGUUUGCUGAGAACCCCUUGGCCCCCGUGACUCCGGCCCCGAAAUCUCCUGGUGAGCAAAGACGACACGUUGUGGGAAGAAGAAACCUAUUGUUUACGCCUAUAGGUCCAGCCAUCCGAACCGCCCCCUCUCCCGGCGGAGCCGCCUGGAACUCGUUGAACCAAAGCAACGCGUGGGAUGAGAUCCCCCAGAUUAACCGCUAUGUUGACUCGAUGCAGAGACACCGCAGGUCUAGGAGCCAGAUUCUGGCGGCGAGCCCAGGCAGAUCGACAUCCGGUGAACGCCAGGAGGAGCCAAGCGAGGAGCGCAGAGGAUCCAUCAAGGUAACCGACUUCCCUACCGAGGACGACCGUCCGAGCCUUCCGGUCACGCCCGCACCGGUCAGGAGGCGACAGUUCUGGGCCAACGCUGAUGAUAAUGGCCAACAGCUGCCUGCUGCCGAGGGCGUUCCCGCCCAAGACGAAUGGGACCCGGCUGCUCAACUCCAAAAGUUGGCCAAGCAACAAUCCGAGGUCUUGUUGGAGAAGUUGGGUGCCAGCGGAACCGGCCAGAGCCAGGAGAGCAUUAGUGUGGAUGGAAAGGAGAUUCCCCACCGUCCGUUGCCGUUCGGAUCCGAAGAUAUUCUAGCAGAGGCCCCCGAGCUGGUGACGGGACAGACGACGCCCAGGACGGUGGAGUCGCGCUCCCCCAGCAUUAGCACGACGGCGACGAUUGCCGUGCCAUCCUACCAAGGACCCGGAGCCAUGUUUGAGAAGGGCGAGGACUAUCUGACACAGGACACCCCCGCGCAGCCGACCGAGGAGGACCUUGACGUUUUGCAGACCUAGAGGGCUUGAGGAUGAGACGGGAUGAAAAGGGGUCUGGUGAGGUCAAGGGUGGUCUUUUUUUUUGGUUUUGUUGCUUGGGUGGGAUGGCAUGGCAAGCAUGCGUCGAGUGGCUUUUUGUUUUAGACUGGUAUUUUUCUUUUUUUCGUCUGCUCCUGCAUUCAACACAUCAAAAUUUUCACGGCACAUGAAGCAUUUGGAAUUCUUUUGGCAGAGUUCGAGGGAAGUUGAGCAAAGUUUCAAUGUUUUUAUUUCAAUGAUCUUUUGAGCACGGUGGAUGACGUCACUUGGUGGUUGAGAUGGGAUGAGUGCGUUUGCGUGGGUUGUAGGUAUGAACUAGUGUUUGUGAAUAUGAGACCAUGAAUCGGGGCCAGUAGUGUUUACGUGACAUGACGCUGUAAAGGG